AUGGCUAGCCAGGACCCUGCCCCAUCCCCUGCCCAGGGAGUUGGACCCAUCUAUCAACCCGACGGCGAGAAGCCUACCGCAACUGUCUCCAAGGAGAUCUCUUAUGACAAUGUCCACGUACUUCCUCAAACUCCCCAAUUGAUUGCUUUGUUAACGAUGAUCCGGGACAAACGUACUGUUCGGGCUGAUUUCAUCUUCUACUCCAACCGAAUAAUUCGGCUUCUAGUGGAGGAGGGACUAAACCACCUUCCUGUAGUUGAGCAAUCGGUUACCACUCCCGUCGGAAGGGCAUACCUAGGGGUAAAAUUCGAAGGGAAAAUUUGUGGCGUGUCAAUUAUGAGAGCCGGAGAGGCAAUGGAGCAAGGGCUGCGGGACUGCUGCCGCUCCGUACGGAUCGGAAAGAUUUUGAUUCAGAGGGACGAGGAAACCUGCAUGCCAAAACUUUUCUAUGAUAAAUUACCGGCAGAUAUUGCUGAUCGAUGGGUUCUCCUCCUGGAUCCCAUGUUUGCGACUGGAGGCUCUGCCACAAUGGCAGUUGAAGUCUUGAAGCAAAAAGGUGUUCCGGAGCAUCGAAUCCUUUUCCUUAACCUCAUUGCAAGCCCGUCUGGUGUGACAGAAUUUGCCGAAAGGUUCCCCAAGCUCCGAGUUGUCACUGCCUUCAUUGAUCAAGGAUUGGAUGACAAAAAAUAUAUCAUCCCCGGCCUAGGAGACUUCGGUGAUCGAUAUUAUACUUUGUGA
Penicillium chermesinum is the source of this 738-nucleotide messenger RNA. RefSeq names its product uracil phosphoribosyltransferase. Bases 1 to 738 code for a protein of 245 amino acids. Lineage: Eukaryota; Fungi; Ascomycota; Eurotiomycetes; Eurotiales; Aspergillaceae. The record is from RefSeq and is a predicted model, not a curated record. The transcript is spliced from 4 exons.